GUACUAAUAUUAAAGUUACAGGGAUCUGCGUAUGCAAACAUACACAAGUAUAUUAAUACAAAUAUUUAAGAUACUAGCUACAUCAGUAGAUCGAGAUCCAAACGCAUAUACUAAUUUGUUGAAGUGGGAACCAAAGGCAUACCCAUCAGGUUCAAAUUUUGCCACACUUCAACACACUUCCUUCCAUUUCUCUCCCAACAUCAUCCCUCAACUUGUCGUAAACACGUUCUUUAAACCCUCUUGGUUCGGCUUAGGCUUCACCGUCGUCACUUCUUGGUCGCUCUCUCAAUCGUACAACACCGGCACUCUUGCUCUUGCCUUAACUCCCGGAGCAACAUUACAUUUCCCAAAGUUUCCCUUUAGAACCCUCAGAACGGAAUUAAGCUUCAAUUAAAUUUUCCAAAAAAAAAUAUAUAUAUUUGAAAACUGAAUUCUCUAUUAAUAUGAAAGAUGGGUAGGUGUGUAGUAAGUUGGUCAGCGAUGCAUGUGACAGUCAUCGGGUAGACUCUAUAGAGAGCCCUAAAUAAAUGAAGCUUGUGGUGGAAAAUUGUAGAGAAGUAGUAUUUAAGUUGGUCUAGCUUAACCACCAUAUGAUCAAUACAAGAAGUGUUUUCUCUAUAUACAUUUUGUGAUCAGAUAAGUAAUCAAUCAAAAGAUGGAAGGUAAAACUGUGAUUUUCAGUGUGCUUGUAAUAGGUCUUGUCGUCAUCGCGCAAAUUCAAGUAGAAGCAGAAUUCCUAGUCUGCUGCCCAAGCGAGUCAUCCAGGGAGAACUUUGAUUUAUGCAUUUCCUACGGAGCUUCUCAGCCAGCUUGUUCAUCUAUAACUGGAUGCGUCCGGUUUUUAGGGAGUACAUGUCCUCCAUUUCUUCCGGAUGAAAUUGUAAAAAACUCGGGUGAUGCUGUCAGUGUAUACUGCAAUUUGGGCUGUGCAUCCUCUCUAUGUGGUGGCUUAACCACUCUUCACAACAAAGGUACAGCAAGCUCUCCAAGUACAAUUAUUAUUACUAUUAAUCUAUUAUUAUUAAAACAAGAGAAAUCAUGCUAAUUUUGUUUGGGUGACCGCGAAUGGAAAAGCAGUGUUCUAAAAUGCGCUAUAAGCUAGGCGUACGGUGGAGCACCGUAUAGCGUAUAGACGUAUAUAUGGCCGUUUAUGCGGAAACUAUACGGUGGAUAUUUUUGUUAAAUAAAUAAGUAAA
Messenger RNA from Arabidopsis lyrata subsp. lyrata, 1196 nucleotides. Its product is annotated as probable thionin-2.3. The record is from RefSeq and is a predicted model, not a curated record. The coding region runs from base 656 to 1045 and encodes 129 amino acids. The transcript has 2 exons. Gene Ontology annotation, biological process: defense response. NCBI's taxonomy places the organism in Eukaryota, Viridiplantae, Streptophyta, Magnoliopsida, Brassicales, Brassicaceae.